AUGAGCAGUCACCAUCACCAUCAGCCUUUUGACCAAUACUAUCAUCAUCGUCGUCGUCGACGAGAAGAUGAUGCUGCUGAUGAAGAACAAGCUAGUAGUAGUACCAACAGUAGUGCUGUCUUUCGACCAUCCUUGCGCAUGUCAGAGUUUCAACUUCCUUCGUGGGCGGUUUCCUCGGAUGAGGAUUCAGCUUCAGCUUAUACUUUGGAUACUGGUAGUGAUAGCAAUAACGGAAAUUUCAUUUCGCCACAGAUGAUUUACGAACAACGACGCAUAUUGAUGGAAAUUGAAGAACGACAACGACGACAAGAAGAAGAAGAAGAAGACAAACAACAACUAUCAGCAUCAUCAUCAUCACUGAAACCUUACGAAUCGAAUCCACCAAAUUUCCCUCGUGACAAUCAAGGCUUAUUUCUUCCAACUCAUAAGAACAGUGUGAGCAGUCGUGAUGGUAGUAUCACAACCGCCGAAGACAGAAGCAUGAUCCUGAACCAAAGCAUUCAAGUGUUCACAGCCACAGACGAGGAGGGUGAACAAGAAUCUACGAAUGAUGGUGGUGGAGGAGGCAGUGUAGCGGCCUUGACUUUUUACGAUGAGGAUGAUGAUGAUGAUGAUGAUGACGAAGAUCAUCUAGUACCAACGCAUGCUCAUCACAAUAUGGAACCUUUUCUAGACGAGUUGGAAUAUAGCUAUCGGCAACAUCACCAGAUACCCUUUACUCCAGGAGCUCGUCAACGUCAACAUGAUGAGGAUGAUCAUGCUUCAGGAGCAAAUGAUAUCACCAGAUCGACACACAACGCCAGACCAAGACCGAUACCGUCACCCUAUCCGCAGCAGUACUCCCAACCAACAACCUAUCCUCAGUACUCCCAUCCAUCUAUACUCGAUAAAACAAGAGGCAACGACAAUGAUGAUGUGCUGGAAGCUCUUCGAUCAUCACAAAGGAGACAACAACAGGACCAAGAACGGUCUGAAAAGGUUCGGAAAAGUCUGGAGGAGGAAACGGAACGGCUUCGAAAGAAUCGGAUCAGCGAAAACACGGAACGACAACCUAAACGGGGUUGCUGUUGUGGUGGGAAGCGAUGGCGUUGCUGUUUCGUUUGGACGUUUAUUUUGAUAGCUGGAGUGGUAGCUGCCUGGUUUGUGUUGCGAAACAAAGUAGACUGGCUUCCUUUUGGAAACAGCAAAGCAUCCUCUCCUGCCUCGACUGGAAAUAGUUCAACGCUGACUCCUCCUCCUCCUCCAUCCUUGCCACCCACCACACCCGAUUCGAUUGCCCUCACUACGGCUCCAACAAACUGCCUAAGCCCCGAGGUUAUGUCGACCUUCUUUGGUGGCGAGACCUACCGAACCAAGACUGGAAGAAUCGAUGGGCGCUACAAUGUAAAUUGUAAGAGAGGCAGUGGUGAAAUGUUGAUUGCUCUUUCCGUAUCGGUAACAUCCUCCUGUGAGGUGAAGUGUGUGGGUUUUCUCACACAAUUGGACUACAGCCAACAAUGCCCAACCAGAAAUCGAUCAAGUAGUAUAUUGGAGGACAAUCAUGCUACUACGAACCUACGACCAAUGGGCAGUGGUGGUGGAGGGAGUAGUUCUGUUCCGGAUGUGAACUUUGUACUUCCAGGGGACUUUUCAAAUGAAAUUUUGUAUUUGGGAUACGCUUCGAGCAGUUUUGAUCUACCUUGUUCCCAAAAGAUGUUGCUAUUGGUCUAG
This is a messenger RNA of Cylindrotheca closterium, 1710 nucleotides long. The record is from the annotation of a GenBank genome assembly. NCBI's taxonomy places the organism in Eukaryota, Bacillariophyta, Bacillariophyceae, Bacillariales, Bacillariaceae.